AUGGAUGAGAGCUACAUGUCUGAAGUCAAUGCAGAGUCUCUUCUGGUUCAUUCCAGGCUGGACAGCUAUUCCUGCCCUUUGGGACAGUUCCCCUGUGGCAACCUGUCUGUCUGUUUACCCCAGCUCCUGCACUGCAAUGGAGAGAAGGACUGCGACAACGGAGCCGACGAAGAGAACUGCGUGGAUAAUAGCGGGUGGCUGCAGAUCUUGGAUGACAUGCAGCAGACCAAGGGCAGCAGAGCCACUGAGGAAGAGGAGACCCCAGUCUGUGUGCUCGACCAGUUCCCAAAGGAAUGCCAGUGCUCGGGAAGGACAAUAGACUGCACCAGCCAGAACUUGCACAGCGUCCCCUGGGUCUCCUCCAACGUGACGAAGCUGGAUCUGAAGACUAAUAAAAUCCACUCACUGUGGGACAACCAGUUUAUCAUGUACAGAAGUCUGGAGAAGCUCCUCUUACAGUACAACGAAAUCCAGUCAAUAAUGCCCCAGGCUUUUGCUGGACUUUUCAAGCUUAAAAUGCUGUUCCUGAGUCACAAUAACAUCACUGAGCUGAAGCCAAGAGUGUUCCAGGAUCUGCAUAAUCUUGAAUGGCUAAUGCUGGAUAACAACAGAAUUGCCAAGAUCCUCCCAGCGACUUUUGUGGGGUUGAAAUCUCUGUACUUUCUGUACAUGCUGAACAACUCCCUGAGUAGCAUGCCCAACACUUCCGUAUGUGCAGAGAUGCCGAAGCUCAGCUGGCUGGAGCUGGAAGGAAACCAGAUCCAUGCUCUGAGGAGCUCAGUGUUCCAGGAAUGCAGCACCUUCACUGUGCUGAUUCUGCGCAGAAACAAGAUCAAAUGGAUCCAGGAAGGGGCGUUUUCCAAACUGAACAGAUUGGUGGAGCUUGACCUGUCGAACAAUAGACUGGAGGAACUUCCACCAUCUUUAUUCAGUAACCUGCAUGACCUCCAGCAGUUGAAUAUUUCCUACAACCCCCUGAAGCAGAUCUUUGCCGACCAAUUUGACAGCCUGCCCCACGUGCGCUCUCUGAGUAUUGAAGGUCUGGAGAUCCCCAACAUCCAGACUCGCAUGUUCCAGAAACUCACCAAACUGUCUCACAUCUACUUUAAGAAGUUCCAGUAUUGCAGCUACUCUCCGCACGUGCGCAGCUGCAAGCCCAACACCGACGGCAUCUCCUCCUUCGAGAACCUCCUGGCCAACAUCAUCCUCAGGGUCUUUGUCUGGGUCAUCGCGUGCGUCACCUGCUUUGGGAACCUCUUUGUCAUCUGCAUGAGGUCCUUCAUCAUCACAGAGAACAGCCAGCACACCAUGGCCAUCAAAUCGCUCUGCUGUGCAGACGGUCUGAUGGGAAUCUAUCUCUUCUUCAUUGGAGCCUUUGAUCUCAAGUUCUCCGGCGAGUACAACAAGCACGCCCAGGUGUGGAUGGCGAGCAUCCAGUGCCAGCUGGUGGGCAGCCUGGCCAUGCUGUCCUCGGAGGUGUCCGUCUUGCUGCUGACGUACAUGACCCUGGAGAAGUACCUCUGCAUCGUCUUCCCAUUCAGCCAUUAUGGGGCGGGCAAGAAGCGGACCCUCUCCAUGCUGGUCGUCAUCUGGCUGUUGGGCUUUUCUCUCACCCUCGUCCCCUUCUGGUGCAAGGAGUCCUUUGGGGACUACUAUGGGAGGAACGGGGUGUGUUUCCCACUCCAGUCCGACGAGACCGAGCGACCAGGAGCCAGGGGCUACUCCACCGGGAUAUUUCUGGGUCUGAACCUCAUUGCCUUCGUCACCAUCGUGUUCGCCUACACCAGCAUGUUCUACUCCAUCCACAUCACGGCCACCAAGACGGCCGACCGCAGCGUCUUCUCCAGGGAAGUGGCCAUCGCCAAGCGAUUCUUCUUCAUCGUCUUCACUGAUGCCCUCUGCUGGAUCCCCAUCUUCCUCCUGAAGCUUCUCUCCUUGCUGCAGGUGGAAAUACCAGGCACUGUGACAUCAUGGGUGGUCAUUUUCAUCCUGCCCAUCAAUAGUGCCUUGAACCCCAUCCUGUACACCAUCACCACCACCCCCUUCCAGGAGAAGCUGUGCUUGCAGAAGAAGCAGCUGCAGCAGUCAUCACUUCAGGACCCAGAAGAGUCCAGAAAGAGCUUUUGCCUGCUAUCCACACACACCAGCAGCACCUGACAGUCCCCAGCAGUUUAGCCUGGGGAGCGGUGAAAGGCCUCACUGCUUCUUGCAUGCAGCUAUGAAGGACCAUGUCUCUGUCCUCCC
Molecule: messenger RNA, 2244 nt
Organism: Mauremys reevesii (Reeves's turtle)
Lineage: Eukaryota; Metazoa; Chordata; Testudines; Geoemydidae
Product: relaxin receptor 1-like
Exons: 18
Coding region: 1-2157 (718 amino acids)
Biological process (GO): G protein-coupled receptor signaling pathway
Cellular component (GO): membrane
Molecular function (GO): protein binding; G protein-coupled receptor activity
Source: RefSeq, a predicted model, not a curated record